Messenger RNA from Oppiella nova, 477 nucleotides. Lineage: Eukaryota; Metazoa; Arthropoda; Arachnida; Sarcoptiformes; Oppiidae. The record is from the annotation of a GenBank genome assembly.
UGUCACCAGAAGUCCAAUUUAAUACAUCCCGUGGGUUGGGCUCAAGUGGUGGGCCACGAGUUGAGGGCCACUCCCGAGUACGCCAGGAGUUCGCUGCAGAAGUCACUCAGCAAACAGUUUGAUGAGAACGACUGCACGUGGAAUCUGUUCCAAAUGCCGCCCGCCAUCAGCACUGAACACCGAUUCAAAGAAGGCAUGAAACUGGAGGCAAUAGAUCCGCUAAACCUCUCGACCAUAUGUGUGGCGACAGUGACUAAAGUGUUGCGAAAUAACUAUUUAAUGAUAGGCAUCGACGGCAUGAUGUCGCCCAACGGGUCCGACUGGUUCUGCUAUCACGCCACCAGUCCAUGCAUUUUCCCCGUCGGCUUCUGUUCACUCAAUAAACUCCAGUUGACUCCACCCCGAGGUUACAAAAGUGAGUUCAAUUGGUUCCAAUACCUCAAAGAGACCAAAUCGAGUGCAGCACCGGUGCCUCUG